Messenger RNA from Cottoperca gobio, 4105 nucleotides. It is a transcript of the gene arhgap42b, whose product is annotated as Rho GTPase activating protein 42b. Gene Ontology annotation, cellular component: cytoplasm. Gene Ontology annotation, molecular function: protein binding; GTPase activator activity. Lineage: Eukaryota; Metazoa; Chordata; Actinopteri; Perciformes; Bovichtidae. The transcript has 25 exons. Gene Ontology annotation, biological process: signal transduction. Bases 124 to 2832 code for a protein of 902 amino acids. The record is from RefSeq and is a predicted model, not a curated record.
GCAGGAAAACUUUUUUUGGGGAACUUCGAGACGUCUGUAUCACAUCGGAGCUACGUGAUGCAAAGCAUAAACCUUUAUGCGCCGAGUUAAGUUUUGAAAGGAAACAUUUUUCGUUGAGCUACAAUGGGACUCCCCACUUUGGAGUUCAGUGACUCUUUCCUGGACAGUCCGGACUUCAGAGAGCGUAUCAAAUGCCAUGAAAUAGAGCUGGAGCGGACAAAUAAGUUCAUCAAAGAGCUCAUCAAAGAUGGGAAUAUGCUUAUCACUGCGCUCAAGAAUCUUUCUGCUGCCGUCCAGAAGUUCUCCCAGUCCCUGCAGGAGUUCCAGUUUGAGUGCAUUGGAGAUGCAGAGACUGAUGAUGAGGUGAACAUUGCACAGUCAUUUAAAGAGUUUUCCCAGCUGUUGACCACUGUUGAAGAAGAACGAAGACGUUUGAUUCAGAAUGCAGAUGAUGUGUUGAUUACUCCUUUGGAAAAAUUCCGUAAGGAGCAAAUUGGCGCUGCGAAGGAGGGGAAAAAGAAAUUUGAUAAGGAAACAGAGAAAUACUACUCCACGCUUGAGAGACACCUCAGCUUAUCGUCCAAAAAGAAGGAAACAUAUCUGCAGGAGGCCGACAUGCAGAUUGACAAGGAGAGACAGUUCUUCUACGAUGCGUCCCUUGAGUAUGUUUUCAAAAUACAAGAAGUGCAAGAGAAGAAGAAAUUUGAGUUUGUUGAACCGCUGCUGGCCUUUCUUCAGGGUCUGUUUACAUUCUACCAUGAAGGAUAUGAGCUGGCUCACGAGUUUGAGCCGUACAAACAGCAGCUCCAGUUCAACCUACAGAACACACGAAACAACUUUGUGAGCACUAAGCAGGAAGUGGAGAAGCUGAUGAAGAGGAUAAGGUCUGCAGAUCAGGACUAUAAACCCCCAGGCCAGUGGACGAUGGAAGGCUUCCUGUACGUCCAGGAGAAACGUCCCCUGGGAUGCACUUGGACACGUCACUACUGCACAUAUGAGAAAGGCGGCAAGACCUUCACCAUGAGCAACACUGAAAAUAAAUCCGCCGGGAAACAGAAUGGUCUUGUGGUGAACCAGCCGGAGCUGUUCAAGCUCAAGUCCUGCAUUCGGAGGAAAACUGACUCCAUCGACAAGCGUUUCUGCUUCGAUAUCGAAGUGGUGGAGAGAAAUGACAUCUAUCGUGGAACUCUUUUCAGGCCACUUCAGUUUUUCUGUAAAGUCCGGCAUGGCGUUAUGACACUGCAGGCACUGUCAGAAUCCAACAGAAGAUUGUGGCUGGAGGCCAUGGAUGGCAAAGAGCCGAUUUACAACCUGCCUGCCAUAUUAAGCAAAAAGGAAGAGACAUUUCUUAAUGAGGCAGGCUUUAACUUCGUAAGAAAAUGCAUUGACCUGGUGGAGAUUAGAGGCAUAAAUACGAUGGGGCUGUAUAGAAUUGGAGGGGUCAACUCCAAAGUGCAGAAGCUGAUGACGACAGUCUUUUCAUCAAAGGCACCUGUGGAUAUGGACCUGGAUCCAGAGACGUGGGACAACAAAACUAUCACCAGCGGCCUAAAGAAUUACCUCAGGUGUCUCUGUGAGCCUCUAAUGACCUUCAAGCUACACAAAGACUUUAUCCUGGCUGUCAAGUCCGAUGACCAGAACUAUAGGGUGUGUGCUGUCCAUGCUUUGGUUCAUAAACUGCCUGAGAGGAACAAGGAAAUGCUGGAGCUACUAAUAAAACACCUCGUCACAGUUUCCACCCAAAGCCAGUUCAACCUGAUGACUGUGUCCAACCUGGGUGUCAUCUUUGGGCCCACCCUGAUGCGGUCACAAGAGGAAACUGUGGCCGCCAUGAUGAACAUCAAGUUUCAGAACAUUGUGAUGGAAAUACUUAUUGAGAACUUCAACAAGAUCUUCCACCAGCCUCCGGAUCCCAACGUGCCCCUGCCCCAACCCCAGAGCCGGCCUGGCUCUCGCAGGAGCAGGGCCAUCUGUCUGUCCACGGGGCCCAGGAAGCCCCGCAGCCUCUACACCCCAACACUGUGCCUGGCAGAUGCAGAAAGUCCUUGCAUAGGUGACACUUUCAGCAGCAGUCCAAGCAGCACCCCCAUGGGCAGCAUGGAGUCUUUGUCCUCCCACUCAUCUGAGCAGAACAGCUCCUCCAAAACAGCUUCCUCUGCUCAGGUCAAAGAGAAGUCGCUCCUGGACCUCCGCAGAACGCCAUCACAGCGCUCAAAUGGCCCCAGGAGUGCUGUGUGUGUCAGCAGCCCAGAGUCCAGCUCCAGGGAGGACACGGUGCGUACAGAUGGAGAGUCAGAAGACGCUCUCAGCCUUUCCUCCGUCAGCACCGCACCCAGGCUGUCUCCUGCCCCCAAAAAAGCCCCGCAUUGCCGCAUUGACCUCAAGCCAGCACUGCUGAACCGCUCAGCUGGUCCCUCUCUGAAAUCACUGCUUAUAUCUGAAGGCCACAGGAGCUGCUCUGCAUCCAUGCAAAGUCUGUCAACACUGGAGCCCAACGAGAGUCCGAAGCCCACAGAGCACCCCGACCUUCCUCCAAAACAAAUGAUCCGCUACAGGACGGACACCUCAGUCAUCAACGGCUACCAAAGACCUGGCUCAGUGGUGGCUGCCAGGGCACUGCUUUUUGGAAAUGCCUCUUCCCCACAGUCUGUUCCAGUCGGAAGGGAUGCCAAGGCGAUGUAUUCCUGUGAGGCAGAGCACAGCCACGAGCUUAGUUUCCCCCAGGGGGCGCACUUCUCCAACGUCUACGCCUCUGUUGAACCAGGCUGGCUCCAAGCAACAUACGAGGGGAAAACUGGUUUAAUCCCAGAGAAUUAUGUCGUCUUCCUCUAACAAGCUGGUAAACAUGCCAUCUUUUUCAUGGUAUCCAUGAAAAAACAAAUGUGGCUGAUUGUUGUAAUGUUCCUAUUAUUGCUGGUAACUGACAUUUCUGCAAUUUCUGCAGUCUUAGUAGAUAUCAAGCAGAGCAGUAAUUGCUUUAACAGUGCUAGAAGUGUACCUCUUUUUAAUGUAAUGCUUCAUCAUUGUGAAAUGUUUGGGGAAUCUGCAGAGAUUCAGUAGUUAAGAAGAAAUAGACAUUAUUGUUAGAUACAAAUAUGUUACCCGUCGACUGCACUGAUGUGUUUUAGUCCCAUUAUUAACCUGCAGAAUCACAAAACAAUCACGUCCAAUUUCACCAGUUUUAUUCUCAGAAAUAUAUUAUCUUUUAACUUGUCAGAACAGAACACUUUCCUUUAAUCAAGUUGUUAACGGAAAUCUGUAGUUUGAUAAACAUUUUCUGUUUGCUGUUACUGAACAAACUGUGAUUCAAAAUAAUGCUACUAUUCUAAGCUAUUAGAAUGUAAUAGAAAAAGCAUUAUGGGUUUGCACCUUAACUUUCAUGUUUAUUGCCUGUGAUCAUUGUUCAUCCACUGAACCUGCUCACUGCUGCAGUGCACUUUCUGCAACACGGUACUGUACUGUACAUUAAUGCUCAUGAGUUCUUCUGUAAUUGCUAAUCAAAAAUGUGUACUUGUGUAAGUGUGUGUUACUAUAAAUGAUCACAUCAAAUAUAUGCCUUAUGUAAAAAUUAGUUUUUUUAUACCUUUAAUGCCUCUUGCGGUACUGUACUCACUGGUACACUGGUGUACUAGUAAUGACAACGAUACAUGUAUCAGAUUAUAUUAUGUUAAAGAUACCAUUUAAUAUUUAAUGUUCUAUUACUGUCACAACAUUUCCAAAGUACAAAGUCCACGAUUGUCUAAAAAAUUAACUUCAGUGAUACUAUGUCAGAAAAAAAGAAAAGAUAAAAGAAAGAAAGGAACACUGCACACAAAAUGACUCCAAAGUAAGACUUUCUCUGGUGACAUAAAGCUUUUUGAGAUCCCGUACUUGCCAAGAUCAUGGAUCAUCUUAAAGAAUGUCAAGUGACCUUAAACAUUCAUGCUGGAAUAAUACUUCCUUACAGUCUGAAUUUGCAGGGCAAAUGAUAUUCAUAUGCUAAAUAUGUAACAUGUGGCAUCCUUUUUUAUAUAUGGCAAACUUUAUAUAUGUUUCCUUGCAAUCAUCUUACUGUGUGUUGACGGUGCAUAAACAUGUCUAUCAAUAAACAGCGUGAUUUAUUAGA